AUGCUCGGAGUCGAGCGGCGUAUGAGUAUUUCGGAGACGUAGUAACAUUUGAUACAACGUACCUAACAAAUAGGUACGGUAUGUCUUUUGCUCCAUUCGUUGGUGUUAAUCAUCAUGGUCAGUCCAUAUUAUUAGGAGCGGGAUUGCUUUCAAACGAGGACACUGAAACUUUUGUGUGGUUGUUCCGAAUGUGGUUAGAUUGUAUGAAUGGUCGGACGCCCAAAGCCAUGAUAACCGACCAAGAUUGGGCAAUGAAGAGUGCUAUUGCCAUUGUAUUCCCUGAAACUAGUCACAUAUAUUGUUUAUGGCAUAUAAUGCACAAACUUCCAGAUAAGUUAGGAUCUCAUGCGUAAUUCAAUGCGGGGUUGAAGACUGACCUUCAGACUGCAUUAUAUGACUCACAGACCAUCAAUGAAUUUGAGGAGAGCUGGGGUCAAGUACUUGCGAACUAUGAUCUACACGGCAAUAAAUGGCUUCAAGCCUUAUAUGAGAAAAUGUCUUUUUGGGUUCCAGCUUACUUGAAAAGUGUAUUCUGGGGCUGGAAUGAGCACAACACAAAGGUCGGAAAGCAUGAAUGCAUUUUUCGAUGGGUAUGUCCAUUCCGGUACCACGUUGAAGGAAUUCGUUGACCAAUUUGAUAAUGCUCUUAGAAAGAAGGUGGAGGUAGAGACAAUGGCUGAUUUCAAUUCUAACAACCAAACUAUUCCCUGCGUGUCCCAUUUUAAUAUUGAGAAGCAGUUUCAAAUGUUAUAUACAAAGGAAAAGUUCAAAGAGGUCCAAAGAGAGUUGUUGGGCCUAAUGUGUUGUAAUUGUUCGUUGGUAAGCACAGAAGGGUGCAUUUUAAAAUACCAAGUGUUGGAUGAAAUAUCUACUGAUGACCACAUCAAAACACUCCAUUUCUGUGUUUACUAUAACGAAGAGGAGGUGGAGGUCAAAUGCACGUGUGCACUGUUUCAGAUGAGGGGGAUUCUAUGUGGGUAUGCACUUACAGUUUGCCAGUUGAAAAAAAUUAAUGUGCUGCCAGAUGUAUAUGUGUUGGAUCGUUGGAGAAAGGACUUAAAGAGGACAUACACAUUACUCAAAAGUAGUUACAAUGACCAGCGGGACAGAGCAGACGCACGGAAUUAUGAGCGGGUGCUUAAAAGAUGUUCAAAAUUAGCGACCAAAAUAUCCUCAGAUAAUGAAAAAAUCAGUGCUUUCUUGCGUGUUGUUGAUGAGUUUGAGACAAAAUGUGAAGGUUCAACACUAGAGUCGGCAUAUGAACAAACGAAGGCCAAAGCAAAUGUCGUCUUGGAUAAGGGUAAGAAGAUAUUAAACCCCAACGUGGUUCGAGGAAAAGGGAAACCCCCAAGUAAGAGGAAGGUUCCACUAGUGGAAAAGUUGGCAACAAAGAGAAAUAAACCGACUUGCAGGAAAAUCUUGGAAGAUGAAACACAAUUGGGUGAGACACCGGGAUCUGAACAACACCAAUUUGAUGAUGGGGUUGAUGUUGGAACACAAAACAGCAUUCUUACACAAUCAACUCCAGGGGGAAAUGAGAUGUGUCACCAUAUCGAUGCACACUUGUAAUCCCAUGGUGAUGAGAAGCCACAUUUUUUGAAGCUCUUGGAGAUGGUAUGUUGUAGUUAAAGAGGAAAAUAUGAGUCCCUUUUGAAAAUGAUGCAAUCUUUCUAUUUGAAAAUGAUGCAAUCUUUCUGUUUUUUUAAGGACAAGUUGGAAUUUGGGAGUUCGGGGAGUAACUUGACUCUAGGGGCCCUAACUCAUUUUAAUUAUCUCGCAUUUUUUUCCCCGUUUAGUAUUAUUUUGCAUGAUUGGCUCUGUUGAUUUUUCUCUAAAGUCUUCUUUUUAGAUACUUGUAUUUCUCAUUGAUUUGGCUUUAUAUCCUCUAACAUUGUAUGAUUGUAUUUCUCAGAUUUGCCGCCAUGAUUGAGUUGCUGUUUUUGUGUCUGUUGGCAAUGGCCAUGGUGUAGUUUGUGUCUUAACAAUGUGUUUCAUUUUUUUGCCUCUUGUAGAGGGUUGGGUGGUAGUUUGAAAAUAUGAAAAGUGUUUCUUUUUUGUUCCAAAUGGAGAGGGUUGGGUGUAGUUUGUCAAUAUGCUUCUGGUGUAAUUUUUGGCUAGGUGUAGUUUGUCAAUACGCUUCCGGUGUAAUUUUUGGUUGGGUGUAGUUUGUCAAUAUGCUUCCGGUGUAAUUUUUGUAUCUCUUUGAGAGGGAAAGGUAGUAGUUAUUCAAAAUGCAUUUUUAUACCUCCUAGUGUAGUUUUGGUAUCCAUGGGUGUAUGCCAAUGGUAAGGUUUUUUGUGGAGAUGCAACGGGUAAUUUUUUGUACCUCUUGGAGAUCAAAGGUGUUUUGGUACCAUGAGCCAACAAGUUUUGGAGAACUACUACAAAGUUUUGGAGGUUGAUUAUGAUGCAACUGAAGAAAAUAUCAGUUUAAAUUACCUAAGGCUUGCACUGCUUUGAGUGAUCCUGCUAAACGACUUGACUAUGAUCUAACUGGAAUCUAUGAGAUUGAUAAGUAUACUUUGCGGGACACAACAACUGACAGACACCAAUGAGUUAAGUGAUAAAUAAGGAAAGAUAUCUACGAUCUACACCACAUCAAUUCUUGUAAGAUUGGGGAACAAAUUCACUGAAACUGUGAGAUGGAAGUUGAGGAACAAAUUCCACUUUAAGGUAUUAAUCCCACUGAAGAAGAUAAUGAGAGUUGACCUAAGUGAGAAUGUAAGGAAGCCAUGAGCAAAGUACAUAGAAGUAACAACUUGGGUCUAUUUAUGUUCUAGUUUAUAUUAGUGCUUUGGGUUGUCGGAAAAUAUAUCAUAA
This is a messenger RNA of Juglans regia (Persian walnut), 2820 nucleotides long. RefSeq names its product protein FAR-RED IMPAIRED RESPONSE 1-like. Gene Ontology annotation, molecular function: zinc ion binding. Bases 544 to 1569 code for a protein of 341 amino acids. The transcript has 8 exons. NCBI's taxonomy places the organism in Eukaryota, Viridiplantae, Streptophyta, Magnoliopsida, Fagales, Juglandaceae. The record is from RefSeq and is a predicted model, not a curated record.